Molecule: messenger RNA, 1341 nt
Organism: Hyalella azteca
Lineage: Eukaryota; Metazoa; Arthropoda; Malacostraca; Amphipoda; Hyalellidae
Product: monocarboxylate transporter 4
Exons: 6
Coding region: 133-1341 (402 amino acids)
Biological process (GO): transmembrane transport
Molecular function (GO): monocarboxylic acid transmembrane transporter activity
Source: RefSeq, a predicted model, not a curated record
UUCAGCCGUGCAAAUAGUGAAAUCCACGGUUACAAUUAACAUUCGGAAAGUAGGGUAACCCUCAUUCGCCAGUCGUAUUUUUUCUUAUCUUUGACUUGAUGCAGUGUCUGAUCUACGACUAAUUGUGUUAGAAUGGCAGAGAAAGAGCGAGAGAACGAUUCAGAUUUGAAUGCUGCUGUGCCAUUAACUGAAUUUGUUGAAGAUGGCGCUCGGCAGCCGGCUGGCAGAAGACGGUCGAGAGUAAUCUUGCCUGAUGUGAAGGACAAAGGGUAUGCCUGGGUGAUCAUUGCAGUGAUGUGGCUCUCCAAUGUCAUCACUGCAGGCUACAUCAAAAGUUUUGGCAUCACAUACAAUGCUCUCAAAGUGGCCUACCCGAGCAUUUCUGGUGCUCAGGGAGGCAUCAUCAUUGCUCUGCUGUCUGGUUUCCGCAGUGUUCUAGCUCCAUUGGUGGGAGCGGCAGCCGUGCAGUUUGGGUACCGGCCCGUCAUGAUGUUGGGCGUGACUUUCUGCUCCUCUGCUCUCUUCAUGGCUUACUUCUGCUCUACUGUACCCUUGCUUUCUCUCACUUUAGGAGCCAUGAUGGGUAUUGGGAUGUGUACCAUAGAGACCAGUCAAGUGAUAGUUUUGUCUGAGUAUUUCAACAAGAAGAAAGAGCUUGCCAACUCCCUGCGUGUCAGCGGCAACCCUCUAGGCGGUGCUGCCUUCCCCUUCAUCUUGGUGAUCAUCUUUGAGCACUACGGCCUGCGCUUCUCGUUCAUAAUAUUGUCUGCAUUAUUAGCCCAGCUUGGGGCGUUUAUUUUCCUCAUUAGACCAUACAAACUCCACCAGCGUAUUGUGCUCGCCAGACGCAAAAACUAUCCAAGACUUGACACAACUGAGGACGACAAAUUCAAGACUGAUAUACCAGCCCAGAAAGCCAAGAAGCUUGAUUUUAAGUUGUUCUUGAACCCAUUGUAUUGGUGUCACUUGGCCAUGAUUGUGGGGUUUUCAGCUAACAUGCCCCAUGCCCAGAUAUUCUUUGCCGUCUACUGCAAGUCUGUGGGGUUGUCAGACACAUUAAUUUCUGUGCUACUCGCCUACCAAGCAAUCCUGGACAGCCUCACUCGACUCCUCAUUGGCUUCCUCCUCAACAAGAAACUCUUCAAGAAAACCCACUGUUUCAGCCUCCUGCAAGUCCUGAACUUCCUUUAUCCUGCCUUGCUAGGCUACAUGGUGGACGUCACAGGCUCUUAUUACCUCACCUUCAUCACGAUGGGCGUCGGCAUGGCCUUCGGCGGCCUGUCCAUCGGCCUCCAGCCACUCGUGGCCAAAUUAGCCAAGAUUGACGUCGAGUUUUUGUGA